GGGAAACCGGAUGUUCACUGACGCCAUUGUUUCAAAAUCGUGUAGUCAUCUACAAAGACAAAAACAGUGGAAAAUCUAAACUAGAUUAGGACUAGACUAGUUAAGAAUAUAUUCUAGAUCUAAUAAUGUCUCCCACAGAUCACCACAAGAUUAGCAAGGUUGUUGUUCACCCUCUUGUAUUGUUAAGUGUUGUGGAUCAUUUUAAUCGUAUGGGUAAAGUCGGGAAUGUAAAAAGAGUUGUAGGAGUACUUCUUGGAUCUAACCGGCAAGGAAUUUUGGAUGUCUCCAAUAGUUUCGCAGUGCCCUUUGAUGAAGAUGAUAAAGAUAGAUCUGUGUGGUUCCUUGAUCAUGAUUAUCUAGAAAACAUGUAUGGAAUGUUUAAAAAAGUCAAUGCUCGUGAAAGAAUAGUAGGCUGGUAUCACACUGGACCUAAGCUUCAUCCUAAUGACAUUGCUAUUAAUGAAUUAGUCCGGCACUAUAAUCCCAACUCUGUAUUGGUGGUUAUUGAUGCCAAACCAAAAGAGCUUGGUCUCCCAACUGAGGCAUACAUUUCUGUUGAGGAAAUUCAUGAUGAUGGAACUCCAACCAGUAAAACAUUUGAUCAUGUUCCCAGUGAGAUCGGUGCUGAAGAAGCAGAGGAGGUUGGAGUAGAACAUUUAUUGAGGGAUAUCAAAGACACCACAGUAGGGACAUUAUCUCAACAAAUCACAGCACAGCUUAUGGGGCUUAAAGGUCUUCACUCUCAUAUGAAUGAUAUAGGAAAUUAUUUGAAGAGUGUAGCUGAUGGUCAUCUUCCCAUCAACCAUCAAAUUAUUUAUCAGCUACAGGAUGUAUUUAACCUUCUUCCUGAUGUUGGAGUACCUGAACUGGUCCACUCCUUAACAGUUAGCACCAAUGACCAGAUGAGUGUAGUGUAUUUGGCAUCUCUUGUACGAUCUAUCAUGGCACUACAUAAUCUUAUUAAUAAUAAAGUUCAGAAUAGAGAUGCUGAGAAAAAUGAAGGCAAAGAGCCAAUCAAGGAAAAGAAGGCAGAGGAGAAGCCAGGAGACAGUGGAGACAAGAAAGAUGGGAAAGACAAGAAGAACAUCAAAGAUGUCAAGAAGUCAACCAAUAAAUAAUUGGUUUGGAGCAAAGUGUGUGUUGGUAUAAAAGUGGUGUGUGUGGUGAAUGUUUGCAGAUCAUAUCAAGAAAAAAUGCUUUGUCUUGGAAAUUACUGGCUGUUUUGAAUGGUAUUUUGAAAGCUUUAUUGGACUGAUACUUUGGAUGCUUGAAAAAAAAAUAGUUGGUAGAAACUGCAGUUUUAAACCUGCUUUGCAUAGCGAACGUUAUAUUAUAAUAAGGCAUAAAAUUUCAUUUCAUUUAGAUUUUCAAUUUCUGAUCAUAUGUGAUAAUGUUCCCAAAUAUAGAUGUUUCAGACUAAAUAUGCCUUUUUAAGACAAUUCUUGAAAUAUUUUGAAUCGAACCAUGAUUAAAUUUUAAUUAUUACUUUCCUAUCAGCUUUCUAUGGAUCAUCAUGACAUGGUUUAAACUCAGAAGUAGUUUAGAAUUGUCUGCAUUACUUCCUUCAGUAUAAAGAAUACUAGAAAAAAAAUGUGUAUGGUUAGAUUCCUGUUCAUUCAUACUUGUACAUACUGUGUUUACAGCUUUGACAGCUGUAAGUGUCCUGUUGUUGUUUUUUUUUAUUUUAGCCAUUUGUUUUUAGUAGCAAUACCACAUUAAUUUGCUGGUAAAACAAUCAUUGCAGACAGAUAUAAAGCUCGGCAAACUAAUUCAUGCACCACUAGUGCACUUGUAAAUAGUGAUAAAUACAUUCUUUUUCUUAAGAUAGAUAAGGUUACUGAAAGAAUAUUACUUUGAAAUGUUUUGUUAAGUGUUUUAUGAAAAUAAACUAUUACUUUUCACAGUU
Biomphalaria glabrata is the source of this 1906-nucleotide messenger RNA. RefSeq names its product 26S proteasome non-ATPase regulatory subunit 7-like. The transcript is spliced from 8 exons. Gene Ontology annotation, biological process: proteasome-mediated ubiquitin-dependent protein catabolic process. Gene Ontology annotation, molecular function: protein binding; metallopeptidase activity. The coding region runs from base 126 to 1118 and encodes 330 amino acids. Gene Ontology annotation, cellular component: proteasome complex; proteasome regulatory particle. Lineage: Eukaryota; Metazoa; Mollusca; Gastropoda; Planorbidae. The record is from RefSeq and is a predicted model, not a curated record.